ACGUCUGAUGGCAUGAUACUACGAGGUCUGUGAGAGCAAUUUGGACGAUUACCGCCUCACAAAGUCCACAUUUCCCUCCUUUGACAACCGUAAACAGGCCUUAGCGGACGGUUAUGUGCCGCUUCCACGGUUGUGGUGAAGACAGACGUGAAAAAAACAAAUGGCCUAGCGGGUUUCUCGUAUGGAAAGCAGGCAGGGCACAGUGGGGCUACAGUGACAUUUUCCCCACAUGCAAAAUCAUGCAAAAGGUAAAUACUGAAGCGGAGGGAUACAAACACUAUUGCAGAACAUGGCCGUCACCUCCGUCAUGUCCUCUCUCGCAGAACGUCCCACUUCGACGACACCGCGCUCUGAUUGGACGAGGGGCCCGCACGUCAGCUGCUGAUUGGAUCGUCGACGGGUCAAUCACGGGCUAAUGUCAAUGACGUUGAUCGUACACUGGGUACGCUGUAUCGCCUGGGUGGACAGUAUAGUUACUUCAACAUUAAAUGGAAUAAAAUGCCGCGGAGUUAUGUAAAUAGAGACGUUGCUUCAGCGUAAUUAAUCAGUGCUCCUUAAUUAACACGGGUCGCCUUCGGAGCCGUUGGCUGCUGGCCUAUUUUCGGGUUUUAUCAGCAAUAUUUCAGGGAGACGAGUGACGUCUUUCUCACCACAGCAGCUGCGGGGAAGUUUUGUCACUUUUGUCCCUGUUGAACAAGCAAUGAACUGAGGACCUCCACUCCUCAACGCCGCACAUCUCCACAGCACCAGCUCUUCAUCCUCACAGCCUGUCAGUUGAAGGAGUCGACGACGUCGCCACAUCUGGACAGAGAAAUGUGUGUGCGUGUGAAUGAUCGGAUGCAUGACUGUGUCUGAGUGUUGCUGGGCUGUAGUACGAGGUCGAAGGCUGCACUUCCUCUCUCCCCCUCCGAGAGGCACUUCUCCACGUGACUGACCGUGACUUUUGUCUCCACACCUGCAAAGCAUCAUGGGUAGGAAAAAGAUUCAGAUCCAACGAAUCACCGAUGAAAGGAACAAGCAGGUGACAUUCACAAAGCGAAAGUUUGGCUUGAUGAAGAAAGCCUACGAGCUGAGUGUGUUGUGUGACUGCGAGAUCGCUCUCAUCAUCUUCAACCACGCAAACAAGCUGUUCCAGUAUGCCAGCACUGACAUGGACAAGGUCCUGCUCAAAUACACAGAGUACAAUGAACCUCACGAGAGCCGAACCAACGCAGACAUUAUUGAGACUUUGAGAAAGAAAGGCUUCAACGGCUGUGACAGUCCAGAGCCAGACGGUGAAGACUCCAUCGACCAAAGUCCCCUAAAUGACGACAAGUACCGCAAGACCACAGAGGACCUGGAUGUUCUCUUCAAGCGCUAUGGAUCGACCGCUCCGCCCCAGACGUUCUCCAUGCCAGUCACGGUCCAGUCGUCCAAUCAGAGCACACUGCAAUUCAGUAACCCUGGCAACGCACUGGUAACUACCUCCUAUGUAACAUCGUCGUCGCUCACGGAUACCCACCUCCUGUCGCCACAGCAACCGGCUCUUCAGAGAAACACGGUAUCUCCGGGGUUGCCACAGCGACCAGCCAGUGCAGGAGCUCUUCUUGGAGGCGACUUGAAUAAUUCAAAUGGAGGAUGCCCAAGUCCAGUCCCUAAUGGAUACACCAGCGCCAGGGCCUCCCCAGGCCUCCUCACUGUUUCCAACGGCAACAGUCUGGGGAAAGUAGUUCCGGCCAAGUCUCCACCCCCACCUCCGAGCCCCCAGAUGGUCAACAGCCGCAAGCCAGACCUCCGAGUCAUCACCUCACAGGGGGGAAAGAGCCUCAUGCAGAUGACAGAGGAUGAGCUGGAAUUGGUAAACGAGAACGCCCAGCGGCUGGCAGCUGGAGCUCAGGUGGCGCAGACCCUCACCACACCAGUGGUCUCUGUGGCCACACCGAGCCUCCUGGCACAGGGGCUGCCCUUCUCUGCCAUGCCCACAGCGUACAAUACAGAGUACCAGCUGACCAGCGCAGACAUCACUGCUCUACACGCUCUGGCGUCACCUGGUGGCUUGUUGCCAACCAGCGUGUCCACAUGGCAGCAGCAGGCUGUUUCUCAGCAAACGCAGCAACAGCAACAACAGCAGCAGCAGCAGCAGCAACAACAGCAACAACAACAGCUUAAUCUUGCAUCACUUAGCAACUUGGUCAUGUGGGGCGUGGACAAACAGAGCAGCGAGCUGAAUAGCCAGGUGUCCAGCCUGGCUGCCAAUCUGAGUGUUGGUUCUCCGUCCAACCUGCUCUUGGGUAGAGAUGAGUGGUUGGGCCGGCCUGUGCCUCAUAUACCUCAAGGCGCCAUGCUGACCGUCAACACGAACUCCAGCGUGAGCAUCAAGUCUGAGCCUGUCUCGCCCGGCCGGGAUCGCAGCACCCCUUGCCCUCCUCCAUCUUCUACCACGCCGUCCUCGACCUCAGGAGGAGCCAUCCUGACUGCACCACCACAGUACCCGGGCUCCCUGCUGUGCCUGGAGCCCCCGACCGGCCGCUCGCCUGCGGACAGCGUGAGCAGCAACGCCAGCUCCUUUGAAGGCAGCGAUCGUGAUGAUGCCGGCGCAGCUGGUGGCGGAGGCGCAGGAGGUGGAGGCGGAGGCGGUGGCAGUGGUGGUGGAGGCGGCGGCGGCGCUACUGGAAGCGGCAAUCCUGCCAGCCGAUCCAUGCCGCCCGACUUCAGCCCUUCAGCCGAGCUCCUCAGGGCGUCGAACGAACCGGAGCAGGAGGGAGGGAACAUCAAGCGCAUGAGAUUGGACGCCUGGGUCACAUAGAGGCGACACCUCUCCCAUGGCGAAGUUUGGUGACACUCGCAACACACACACACACAUACACACACACACCCACAUUCAUCCUUACGCCCCCACUGCCCCGACCCCACUGCCAUGUGACACUAUCAUCACACAUCUGCCUCUGUCCACGUUUAUACAACUCAGCUGCAUUACCCAGACUAAUGAGGCUUUGCCAAGCAAAAACAAAACAUAAAAAAAUGAAAUACGUCGGGGAUCAAGCCCCGACUGAGGAGACGAUGGCUUCGUGCUCAUCUGGGUGUUUUGUCCCUGGUAGGCCCUUGAAUAUAGAGGGACAGUAGAUCUUUAAAGCCUUCUUGCUUGAAUGGACUCACGUUUAGUAAUUUCUUUUGGUAGAAAUUAGGUGUUGGACCUUUUUUUUUUUGCAACCUGACGAAACCACAAAAACAUUUAUCUCACGUGGUUUCUGCAUAACCGUCAUGUAUUUACAUCCGCUACGUUGUUCACGAUGUGAUUGGUGGCUUGUCGACAUUAUGAGACUCACCACUUCCUGCUCGCUGAAAUCCAACUGGAUUGUGUGCUGUCCAUUCUUCCAUAAAUCACCUCUAAACUGCACUUUUGGAUCUUACUUAAAGUUUGAGGACUGAGCAUCUAUGUGGCACUGAGCGAACAGACUCAAACAGGCCCUCCUAGGUGAGGAUACGGUUCUUUCUGCUGCAGCCCCUCAGGUGGCACUCUGUGGCUGUGGAGUCGAGGACCUUGCCAGAGUGCCAAUAUUGACCUCUCUUCAGCGUCAACAACAAAAUGCCAAAUGCCUCUCGCACACGGUGCAGGGACACUGACGAAUUAUCACUCGCACUGUCACGGAACUAACAAGAACUAGAAAACUGUCGAUGCUCUUCAGGCUCUGAAUUCGCCGUCGCUCUCUCCUUGGACCGGGUGCUCUUCCCGUCCCGUCCCGUCCCGUCCCGUCCCGUCCCGUCCCGUCCCGUCUCACCUCAUCUCUGGACCUCGGAUGGAAAUCGUUGCAACAGAAAUCCAGCCAGUCGACUCAGCUUAUUAACCAGGAGUAGAUGCCAUCCAGUUAAAAUGCAUAGAGUUUUUCGAGCCUUUGGUGGCUUUUAUUUUGUCGGGUAGGGAAGUAUUUGGUUCUUUCAGUCCAAGUGUUCUUUAUAUGUUGGUAUUUAAAAGAAAAAAAAUCUGUUUUGAGGGUCCGUUAGUCGUCCAAGAAGUAGGAAUUCUGACUUUGUAUAAAAAUCACUCCUUAUACAAAAGCUUUGAUGUCCUCUUUAGCUCUCUAGCUCUCCUUAGCUCUUUGCCGUGUUUCAAAAAGUGACAGGAAAAAGACAUUUUCUAUAUUUCUACCGCUUCAGUUGGCGACAAAGUAAAAAUAGCUUUUCGGCUUCAACGACGUGUAUGUACAUAUGAAUAUAUUUGCAUAGACUUUGCUAGGUAUCCCUAAAAACAAGCAAUGUGUUGAUUCUCAGUGGAUCUGUUUGCAUAUAUGAGUGUGACUUUGAUAUGUUUCGAGCUACGGUGCAGGGGUUAACGCCGCACUAAGUAGUGCAGGUGGACCGGACUUGUUUCAGUAAACCUAUUUUAUGCUAGUGUUGAUGGUGUGUGCACUUUCUGUCCCCCACUCACAGAGGCCUGCUUGGUUGUGGUGUCAUCAUAUUCUCCUACCACACAUUUUUUAAAAAAAAAACCCACGAUCAAAGUCAUCCAUAACCACCUGAACAUGAGCAGACUAGGACACUGCCAUUCACUCGUAGUGUAGUUUGAGAGGUGAAACACUUCCUUGAUUGACAGAACCGUGUAAAAUCUUUUCCACGUUAGACACAGAUUAUGCCUUUUUUCACUUUGAGAUGAAGUCAAGACAUUGGCUACCAAGUGCUGUGUUUGUGGUUCAAAUGUAUGUUUUCUAGUUUUGUCUGAAACCAUUUCAAUUUUGUGUAUGAGUGUGUGUAUACACAGGUUGUUUAUAGCCUACAAAUAGAGAGUUUCUCCUUUUUGUUUUCCUUGAGACGAUGCUCAAAGCGCAGACUGUUGUUGUUGACUGAUUAGACAAUCCUACACUUUAAAGUCAGUGUGGGUGGAGUGGAGGAAGUGGACCCGGCUGCACGUAUUUGAUGAUGCUCGGUGCGAUUAGUCACAGCCCGCAGCACUGUGGGUUUGUGGCGAUAGUCUGGAAAAAAACAUCCUCGUGUUGACGAUGUUUUCAAUGAUCAGGCAAGAUUUCUCCGUCCCUCGUUCGACAGCGUGGUGGGUAGCUUUUCUUCUCUCGAUCACCCCUGAUAAACAAUUCAACAUCCAACACAUUCAAUAAACUCAUGUUGGAGAAAUUUGCCCCUAAAACAGUUAAAGGAAUAGUUUGACAUUUUGGGAAACUAGCUUGUUCGCUUUCUUGCCGAGAGUGAGCAGAGGAGAUCAGUAUUAACUCAUAUUUGAGCUGAAAUUUCAAGUAUUACAGCUGCAGCCCCAGCGUGAAGAUGAUGAUCGAUUGUCCCCAGGGACUUUUAACAAUCUUUCAAAGAUGGACUCUUUACAGUGGUUAACCAGAGCCUGGUAAUGAUAAUGCAAGUCUACCAAGGCCCACGGUUACACAGUACAAGGUGGAAAUUUCUUGUUAAAACAAUGGAAACAAAUAUUUUUCCAGCCCAAACCAUAGUCACAUGACUAACGUUAAUUUAACACAGAUCUGAAUAUUCCAAAAUCAUGACUCCCUGCUACAUUUUCAAGUUCACAGCUGUGGCUAUAUUGGAAUUAAUUAUUAUUAUAGUUUAAGUAUAAUUAAUAUAGUUAUUGAUUGAUAAAGAAGACAGAAUAACCACUGCUUCAUGGUCUGAACCAAGACCUUUAACUUUUAUUCGGCUCACAACUGUAGCACAUGCAGACAGACUUUUAUUGUACCUUUCACAAUAAAAGCCUCAGGAGAUAUGCACUGUUACUGCUCAUUCACCGCUAAUGACACAUUCAUGUCAUAUUGUUGAGACUGUAAUUACGAACAAUCAGAGGCCAAGUUUUUCUCCAAAUUCAGAAUACAUUUUAGACUAGUGUCAAGAAAACUGUCUAAAGAAAAUGUGAUUUAACGCACAUUUCAAUCCACAACCCCUCCGGUCUGUGACCAUUGAACCGUUUCACUCUUGCAAAGAAACCAAACAAGUGUUUCCCUGAAUGCUGAACUAUUCCUUUUGAAAGAUCCAACCGAUGAGUGGUACCAGCCUCGGAAAAUCAUUUUCCAUUUUUAAAAAAAAGCUUCCUCGAAAACUCUUUCGUGUUUGUGGGCGCUGAUGGUUGACUGAAAUGUGACACCACACCGAUUGGCUUCGGCGUUCUGCUUCACGCAGGUUCGUUCAUGUACAAAAAGGUUCUCUGUCCAAUCUAGCAGUGUAGUCACAAGACAAUCUAUAUGAGAAAUGAAAACCUGCACCCCUGUUACUCGUUGUGUACAAUGUUUUUUAGAAUCUCACUAUUUUUGGAUUAAUUUUGUGCUGGUGACAGUUCCAUUGUCUUAUUAUUAUGAUGAUAUUAUUAUGGAGCUUUUUAUUUUAUUGCUAUUUCGUGUAGGAUAGUCGACUUGUUUUUAUUUUCUCUCUCUUAUUUUCUCUUCCUUAUCAUAAACAUAUAGUACUGGUUUCCUUUUUUUAAAACAACUUGCUGAAAAUUGCACGAUCAGUUAUUGUGGUAUUAGCAAAUGCAACGAAGGAAAUACCAGUUUAAAUGCUGCAAUUUUAAUUAAGAUAUAGAAUAUAUUUAUAAAUGGGAAACAACUGAAAUUAGUAAAUCAUGAAAUUUGAAAAAUGUAAAUGCAUGGGAUACAGGUAACAGCGAAACUUAAGUUACGUAGAGUAAUGAUACAGGACAUGCAUCACAAAUGAGUUUGAAAAACGACUCAGAAUAAUGUAGCAUAUGAAAUACUAAAGAUGAAAUUUAUAGCUAAUAUAUUGUGUUGAGCUAGUCUGCUUUGGGUUUUUGUUGUAAAGAAAAUAUUUCUUUUUGUUGUUUUUUUGAGAAUGAUAUACAAUUUGUGUAUAUUUUCAUAUACAAAGUAUGCACUGAUAUGUUAUUGAAAUUCUAUACCGCUUUUACAAAAAAAGUGUUUGUUGUACCAAAGUAUCCAAGUCCCUUGAGACCUUACCCUUUUUGCGUAUGUUUUACCGUAUUUUAUAUAUUAAAUAGACAAACUGAGUGAAAUGAA
Molecule: messenger RNA, 6959 nt
Organism: Acanthopagrus latus (yellowfin seabream)
Lineage: Eukaryota; Metazoa; Chordata; Actinopteri; Spariformes; Sparidae
Product: myocyte-specific enhancer factor 2D homolog
Exons: 13
Coding region: 968-2785 (605 amino acids)
Biological process (GO): positive regulation of transcription by RNA polymerase II; cell differentiation
Molecular function (GO): RNA polymerase II cis-regulatory region sequence-specific DNA binding; protein dimerization activity; DNA-binding transcription factor activity, RNA polymerase II-specific
Source: RefSeq, a predicted model, not a curated record